AUGCCUCCCAAGAAAGCAACCGAAGAAGUUAAAGACAAUGUUGUCGCCUUCGGCCGGGUUCGCAAGAACCUGAAGAUGGGAUGUGUUGGCCUGCCAAACGUUGGCAAGUCGAGUUUGUUCAAUCUUCUUACGAAGCAGAGUGCUGCUGCUGAGAACUACCCUUUCUGCACGAUUGAACCCAAUGAGGCGAGAUGCGCUGUUCCGGACGCACGAUAUAACUUUUUGUGCGAUGUCUGGAAGCCGCCUUCAACUUACCCGGCUUAUUUGCAGGUCACCGAUAUAGCGGGUCUAAUCAGGGGUGCUUCACAGGGAGCAGGUCUUGGAAAUGCCUUCCUAUCGCACAUUCAAGCCGUGGACGGCAUGUUUCAUAUUGUCCGUGCAUUCGACAAUGAUGAGGUUUUGCACGUGGACGACUCCAUCGACCCUGUCCGAGAUUUGGAUACAAUUCAAAGUGAGCUGUGUAAGAAGGACCUUGAUAUUCUCCAGAGGACCAUCGUUGCCGAAGAGGCGAUUGUAAGAAAAGCCGGCGGCAAGUACAAGAUGCUGCCCCUGUUCACCGAGACAACAACGAAAAUCCAGGCGAUGCUGGAGAAGGACCAGCCGGUUCGAGAUGGAAAUUGGACCCCUGCUGAGAUUCAACUUAUCAACGAGAAAAUCCAGCUGAUCACCACCAAACCCGCGAUCUACCUUGUCAAUCUGACGAUGAAGGACUAUCUUCGUCAGAAGAGCAAGUACCUCCCGCAAAUCGCGAAGUGGGUCACAGAACACGGAGGCACUCCCCGUGACAUCAUCCCCUUCUCCAUUGAAUUCGAGGAGAAGCUGGACAGCUUGAGUGAUGAUCCCGCAAAGCAAGCAGAGUUUCUCGGGGAGAGCAAGGUCAAGAGCAAAUUGGACAAGAUCAUCACGGAGGGGUUCAACAAGCUUGGGUUACAGUACUACUUUACAGCUGGAGAAAAGGAAGUCAGAUGCUGGACCAUCCAAAGAGGUUGCCUCGCACCUCAAGCUGCUGGUGUCAUCCACGGUGAUUUCGAACGAGGCUUUAUCAAGGCCGAGGUCGUCGCGUAUCAGGAUUUCCAUGAUCUUUGCAACGGGGCGAAAUCCAUGGCUCCGAUUAAGGCCGCUGGAAAGUACCGACAGGAAGGAAAGACUUAUGUCGUUCAAGAUGGGGAUAUCAUACAUUUCCAAUUUAAUGUUGGAAACAAGAAGUAG
Messenger RNA from Diaporthe amygdali, 1209 nucleotides. RefSeq names its product gtp-binding protein. Lineage: Eukaryota; Fungi; Ascomycota; Sordariomycetes; Diaporthales; Diaporthaceae. The transcript has 5 exons. Gene Ontology annotation, cellular component: cytoplasm. Gene Ontology annotation, molecular function: ATP hydrolysis activity; ATP binding; GTP binding. Bases 1 to 1209 code for a protein of 402 amino acids. The record is from RefSeq and is a predicted model, not a curated record.